AUGGGAAACAAUGGAAGCCGGGUGACGGCCCAAGAUAAGGCCAUCCUGGACCUCAAGAUCCAGCGCGACAAGCUGCACCAAUACCAACGGCGCAUCACCGUGCUGACGAACCGCGAGACGGAUGCCGCCCGCGCGAUGCUGGCACGGGGUGACAAGAAGCGCGCGCUGCUGGCCCUGCGGCGAAAGAAGUACCAGGAGUCGCUGCUAGCCAAGACGGACGCGCAGCUCGAACAGCUCGAGAAGCUGACGUCCAAUGUCGAGUUUGCGCUCAUCCAAAAGGACGUGGUCUUUGGCCUGCAACAAGGCACCAAGGUGCUGCAAGAGAUCCACAAGGAGAUGGGCGGUCUUGCGCACGUGGAGAAGCUCAUGGGCGACACGGCCGACGCGAUUGCCUACCAGAAUGCAAGUGGAGGGUUGCCUAUGUUUCGCAUUGCCAUCAUCGAACCUUUAUGCUAA
Messenger RNA from Sporothrix schenckii 1099-18, 456 nucleotides. RefSeq names its product charged multivesicular body protein 6. The coding region runs from base 1 to 456 and encodes 151 amino acids. The record is from RefSeq and is a predicted model, not a curated record. Gene Ontology annotation, biological process: vesicle budding from membrane; late endosome to vacuole transport via multivesicular body sorting pathway. Gene Ontology annotation, cellular component: ESCRT III complex; multivesicular body. Lineage: Eukaryota; Fungi; Ascomycota; Sordariomycetes; Ophiostomatales; Ophiostomataceae. The transcript is spliced from 2 exons.